Chrysochloris asiatica (Cape golden mole) is the source of this 1344-nucleotide messenger RNA. RefSeq names its product NIMA-related kinase 2 (gene NEK2). Gene Ontology annotation, molecular function: protein kinase activity; ATP binding. The transcript has 8 exons. The record is from RefSeq and is a predicted model, not a curated record. Bases 7 to 1344 code for a protein of 445 amino acids. Gene Ontology annotation, biological process: protein phosphorylation. Lineage: Eukaryota; Metazoa; Chordata; Mammalia; Afrosoricida; Chrysochloridae.
CCAGCCAUGCCGUCCCGGGCCGAGGACUAUGAGGUGCUGUUUACCAUUGGCACGGGCUCUUACGGCCGCUGCCAGAAGAUCCGGAGGAGGAGCGAUGGAAAGAUAUUAGUUUGGAAAGAACUCGAUUAUGGUUCCAUGACAGAAGCUGAGAAGCAAAUGCUUGUUUCUGAAGUGAAUUUGCUUCGUGAACUGAAACAUCCUAAUAUUGUCCGUUACUAUGAUCGAAUUAUUGACCGGACCAACACAACACUGUACAUAGUAAUGGAAUAUUGUGAAGGAGGCGACCUGGCUAGUGUAAUUACGAAGGGAACUAAAGAAAGGCAGUACUUAGAUGAAGAGUUUGUUCUUCGAGUGAUGACUCAGUUGACUCUGGCCCUCAAGGAGUGUCAUCGACGAAGUGAUGGUGGUCAUACCGUGCUGCAUCGGGAUCUGAAACCAGCCAAUGUUUUCCUGGAUGGCAAGCAAAACGUCAAGCUCGGAGACUUUGGGCUGGCUAGGAUACUAAACCAUGACACAAGUUUCGCAAAAACAUUCGUUGGUACACCAUAUUACAUGUCUCCGGAACAAAUGAAUCGUAUGUCCUACAAUGAGAAGUCAGAUAUCUGGUCACUGGGCUGUCUGCUGUAUGAAUUGUGUGCAUUAAUGCCUCCAUUUACAGCUUUCAAUCAGAAAGAACUGGCUGGGAAGAUCAGGGAAGGCAAAUUUAGGCGAAUUCCAUAUCGUUACUCUGAUGAAUUGAAUGACAUUAUUACAAGGAUGUUAAAUUUACGGGAUUAUCAUCGACCAUCUGUUGAAGAAAUCCUUGAGAACCCUUUGAUUGCAGACUUGGUUAUGGAAGAGCAAAAAAAAAUUCCCGAGAGACGAGGGCGACGAUUAGGAGAGUCCCACAGGCUGCAGGAUUCCAGCCCUGUCAUGAGUGAGCUCAAACUCAAGGAGGUACAGCUACAGGAGCGAGAGCGGGCCCUCAAAGCAAGAGAAGAAAGACUGGAGCAGAAAGAACGUGAGAUCUGUAUUCGGGAGAGACUUGCAGAGGGCAAACUGGCGAAAGCGGAGAGUCUGCUGAAGAAUUACAGUCUGCUGAAGGAGCAGAGGCUCCUGUCUCUGGCCAGUAACCCAGACCUCCUUGAUCUUCCAUCUGCGAUGAUUAAGAAGAAAGUUCAUUUCAGUGGGGAAAGCAAAGAGAAUGUCUUGAGGAGCGAGAAUUCUGAGAGUCUGCUGACCUCAAAGUCCAAGUGCAGAGACCUGAAGAAAAGACUCCAUGCUGCUCAGCUGCGUGCUCAAGCCCUGUCGGAUAUUGAAAAGAAUUAUCACCUCAAAAGCAGACAGAUCCUGGGCAUGCGCUAG